This is a messenger RNA of Neopsephotus bourkii (Bourke's parrot), 2200 nucleotides long. It is a transcript of the gene RPN2, whose product is annotated as ribophorin II. Gene Ontology annotation, cellular component: oligosaccharyltransferase complex; membrane. The transcript has 18 exons. Lineage: Eukaryota; Metazoa; Chordata; Aves; Psittaciformes; Psittacidae. Bases 16 to 2019 code for a protein of 667 amino acids. Gene Ontology annotation, biological process: protein N-linked glycosylation. The record is from RefSeq and is a predicted model, not a curated record.
CUUGGAGCGGGCGCCAUGGUCUGGGCCAGGCCGAGGCGGGGCGCGGGGCGGAAGCGGUGCCGUGGCCCAGGCGGCAUCAUGGCGGCGCCGGGCCCGCGUCUGCGUCUGGCUGCGGCCCUCAGCUUCCUCCUCCUCGCCGGUGCCCAGGCUCUGGCCCCCAGCCAUCGCCUCACCGCCCAGGACCUGGCCCGGCUGCGGGCGGCGCUGGAGCGGCCCUUCUCCGACGUGCAGGCCGCCUUCUACUCCAUCGUGGGCCUCGCGAACCUGGGUGUGCGGGUGGCAGACGAAAAGGCUGCAUGCAGUUUCAUCAAGUCUCAUGUGGACUCCAGCAGCGUUGAUUCCCUCUUCUAUGCUGCACAGUCUAUCCGGGUCCUGGCUGGCUGUGAGGUUACCAUUUCAAAUGAGACCAGGGAGCUGCUGCUUGCAGCUGUCAGUGAGGAUUCCUCAGUCACCCAGAUCUUCCACGCUGUUGGGGCCCUGAGUGGCUUUGGCCUUCCUUUGGCAUCUCAGGAAGCACUUAGUGCUCUUACUGCUCGUCUUAGCAAAGAGGAAAAUGUGCUGGCAACCAUCCAGGCUUUGGAGACGGCAUCGUACUUGUCCCAACAGGCAGACCUGAGUGGCAUUGUUGAGGAGAUAGAGGAUCUUGUUGCUCGCCUGGAUGACUUGGGUGGAGUUUAUCUGCAGUUUGAAGAAGGAAUUGAGACUACGGCACUGUUUGUGGCUGCUGCCUAUAAACUGUCGGACCACGUGGGUACAGAGCCAGCAAUGAAGGAGGAUCAAAUCAUUCAGUUGAUGAAUGCAAUUUUUAGCAAGAAGAACUUUGAGACCCUCUCAGAGGCUUUCAGCGUUGCUUGUGCUGCAGGUUCCUUAUCCCGGAACCGCUACCACUUGCCUGUCAUUGUCAUCCCUGAUGGGCCUGCAGCUGUGUCUCACCAUCAGCCUGUACUCAGGCUACAAGUGACUGAUGUUAUGUCCGAGCCACUGACUCAAGCUUCUGUAAAACUUGACUACGCCAAGAGUGCAUCUAGCAAAGCCACUGUCCUUCAACAGACAGCAUUUACUCUGUCAGGAGAUGUCUUUGAGCUGAACUUCAUGAAUGUGAAACCUGCCAGUGGAUAUUAUGAUUUCUCUAUCAGUGUUGAUGGAGAUAAGAGAUUUAUUGCUAACAAAGUUGAGCUGAAAGUAAAAGUUUCCACAGAAGUUGGGAUUACUAAUGUGGAUCUUUCUACUGUGGAUAAAGAUCAGAGCAUUGCACCAAAAACAACCAGGGUAGCUUACCCAGCCAAAGCCAAGGGCUCAUUCACUGCUGACAGCCACCAGAAUUUUGCAUUAUCCUUUCAGCUGAUAGACGUGAACAGCGGAGCUGAACUCAUCCCUCACCAGACUUUUGUCCGACUUCACAACCAAAAGACUGGCCAGGAGGUGGUGUUUGUUGCAGAACCAGAUAGCAAGAACGUUUACAAGUUUGAACUGGAUACCUCUGAAAGAAAGACUGAAUUUGACUCUGCCUCUGGUACCUACACUCUUUACUUGAUAAUUGGAGAUGCCACUCUGGAAAAUCCAAUCCUGUGGAAUGUGGCUGACGUUGUGAUCACAUUCCCAGAAGAGGAUGCGCCAUCCACAGUCCAGUCAAAGAACCUCUUUGUUCCCAAACCUGAAAUCCAGCACCUCUUCAGGGAACCUGAGAAGAGACCUCCCACUGUGGUAUCGAACACUUUCACGGCAUUGAUUCUCUCCCCCCUGCUUUUGCUGCUUAUUCUGUGGAUAAAGAUAGGUGCCAACAUCUCCAACUUCAGCUUUGCUCCCAGCACCAUUGUUUUUCACAUGGGACAUGCUGCAAUGCUGGGACUCAUGUAUGUCUACUGGACACAGCUCAACAUGUUCCAGACUCUGAAGUACUUGGCCAUUUUGGGUGGCAUCACAUUCCUGGCAGGCAACAGGAUGUUGGCUCAGAAAGCAGUAAAACGGAUCGCUGCAGAGCAGAGCAGUAGGUUGGCAAAGUAUAGAACGCUGCGGUAAAAGGGGGUUUUGCUAGUGACCAGCUCUUCUAGAAGAUGCACUAGUCCCAGAAGAAUGGAAGAAAUGUGGAAAAACAGAGCAAAUGCCUUCAGAGCAGAGGUGAAUAAAUGACAGAAGGAAGAAGGCAGAAGCAGAUUUUGGGGGUUUUUAUUAAGUCAAAAGGUGCCAGUUACACUUUCUU